Messenger RNA from Sorex fumeus (smoky shrew), 1375 nucleotides. It is a transcript of the gene AP3S2, whose product is annotated as adaptor related protein complex 3 subunit sigma 2. The record is from RefSeq and is a predicted model, not a curated record. Gene Ontology annotation, cellular component: AP-3 adaptor complex; intracellular membrane-bounded organelle; membrane coat. The transcript is spliced from 6 exons. The coding region runs from base 54 to 635 and encodes 193 amino acids. NCBI's taxonomy places the organism in Eukaryota, Metazoa, Chordata, Mammalia, Eulipotyphla, Soricidae. Gene Ontology annotation, biological process: Golgi to vacuole transport; intracellular protein transport.
AAGCAGCCGCUUUCCGGGCGCCGCGGGUGCUGGAGGCGGCGUGGGCGGCCACGAUGAUCCAGGCCAUCCUGGUCUUCAACAACCACGGGAAGCCGCGGCUGGUCCGCUUCUACCAGCGCUUCCCUGAGGAAAUCCAGCAGCAGAUUGUCCGCGAGACAUUCCAUCUUGUUCUCAAGCGGGAUGACAACAUCUGUAACUUCCUGGAGGGCGGAAGCCUCAUGGGCGGCUCCGACUACAAACUCAUUUACCGCCACUACGCUACCCUCUACUUUGUGUUCUGUGUGGACUCCUCUGAGAGCGAGCUGGGGAUCUUGGACCUCAUCCAGGUUUUUGUGGAGACCCUGGACAAGUGUUUCGAGAACGUCUGCGAGUUGGAUCUGAUCUUCCAUAUGGAUAAGGUGCACUACAUCCUGCAGGAGGUGGUCAUGGGGGGGAUGGUGCUGGAGACCAACAUGAACGAGAUCGUGGCGCAGAUGGAGGCGCAGAACCGGCUGGAGAAAGCUGAGGGCGGCCUCUCUGCAGCACCAGCGCGUGCCGUGUCGGCCGUGAAGAGCAUCAACCUGCCUGAGAUUCCCCGCAACCUCAACAUUGGGGACCUCAACAUCAAGGUCCCCAACCUGUCACAGUUCGUCUGAGGGCUAGAGUCCCCCGCCAUCCUUGCCACAUCAGCCCCGCCCCGGAAGUGGGACUGCUUGUGCCUGGGACCCUGCACCCCACAUCUGUCCCUGGGCGGGCUGCGGGGGCCCCAACACCCACCCGCAGGCACCUGCCGGGGCCUCACAUGUGCAGCCCUGUCCAUCUCCUUGACUCAUGGCCACUGCAGAUGUGGGGGGCCUGGCUGCCUGGGCGGGGGGCAGCACGCACCCACCACGCAUGUCCCCUCCCCAGACCUCUACCAUGGGAGCUACCUUGGACCAGCAUUGUCCUGCAGCCUGAGCACUGGUCAGGAGCAGUGCCAGAGAAGCACUGUCCCCUCCUCCCAUGGGGCCUGGGUGACAUGCCAGCAGCUGAUGGUGUCAAAACCUCUGGCAGAGCCACUGGGUCCCACCUCCUGGGGAGCACCCGGCCCCAGCUCCGUGCUCACAGGGUCGGGCUGGCGCGAAGCAGCCCCUGAGCUGUCUUGUGCUGGAGUCUGCGGGGUCCUGGGCGAGGCGUGAGGAUGCUGAGGGCCUGACCCGCCUUCUCCAUCAGGGAGCCAUGUUCAGGCGUUGGCGGCACCUUCUUCAGGCCUGAGAGUCUGAGCUUGGGGACCCGGAGCAGCUGGGCAGAUGGCCGGCAGACAGCGUGGGAGGCUCGGGUGUUCUCCCAGAGCUUUGAGGGCCUAUAAAUGUUUGCACAUUUAAAUGUUCGGAGAACUAUAAACAUCAGGAAUCUG